Helianthus annuus (common sunflower) is the source of this 843-nucleotide messenger RNA. RefSeq names its product blue copper protein. The record is from RefSeq and is a predicted model, not a curated record. Gene Ontology annotation, molecular function: electron transfer activity. The transcript has 3 exons. The coding region runs from base 1 to 792 and encodes 263 amino acids. NCBI's taxonomy places the organism in Eukaryota, Viridiplantae, Streptophyta, Magnoliopsida, Asterales, Asteraceae. Gene Ontology annotation, cellular component: plasma membrane.
AUGGCUACUAACAAGUGGGGCGUCAUCUUUGUCGCAGCAACAAUAGCAGCUUUAGCUACUUCAGUUUCGGCCAAGUUGUUUACUGUUGGUGACGAGAAAGGUUGGACACUCAACUUCGAUUAUCAAGCUUGGGCCAAAGACAAGGUAUUCGUUGUUGGAGAUCAACUCGUUUUCAAAUACGCUACUGGAAAACACAAUGUCUUCAGAGUCAACGGAACUGUUUUCCAACAGUGCAUCAUUCCACAUACAAAUGAAGCUCUUACUAGUGGAUAUGACGUGAUAACACUAGCAACUCCAGGAAGAAAAUGGUACAUAUGUGGAGUUGGCAAGCACUGUGAGUAUGGUUUGAAGCUUUUCAUCAACGUGCUUCCACAAUCAUAUCCUUCACCUCCCCCUCCACCUCCUCCAUCGGUUUAUCCAGCUCUUUCAGGCAAAGUGUUUGUGGUUGGAGAUGAUAAAGGCUGGACCCUGAACUUUGAUUACCAAGCUUGGGCCAUGGGAAAGAAAUUCUAUGUCGGAGAUAAGCUUGUUUUCAGGUACCCAAAGGGAAUACAUAAUGUAUUUAGAGUAGAUGGAACUUCAUUCCAGCAAUGUAUCAUUCCUGCUGCUUAUGAAGCCCUCACCAGUGGAUACGACAUGAUCACUUUACAAACCCCGGGGAGGAAAUGGUACAUUUGUGGUGUUGGAAAACACUGCCAGAUGGGGUUGAAGCUUUUCAUCAAUGUACUUCCCUAUCCAACAUAUGUACCGCCUCCAUACCAUGGAACAAGAAAACUCGCACCACCUAGUUAAUUAGUUUGUGGGCAGAAAGGAUUGCAUCCAAUCUUAUGGGUUAUAUUUAAU